Messenger RNA from Pieris rapae (cabbage white), 2277 nucleotides. RefSeq names its product proline-rich extensin-like protein EPR1. Gene Ontology annotation, molecular function: chitin binding. The record is from RefSeq and is a predicted model, not a curated record. The coding region runs from base 59 to 2203 and encodes 714 amino acids. Gene Ontology annotation, cellular component: extracellular region. NCBI's taxonomy places the organism in Eukaryota, Metazoa, Arthropoda, Insecta, Lepidoptera, Pieridae. The transcript is spliced from 6 exons.
UUUACAAUUGAUCAAAUAACGUUGUGUUGAUAAACUCGUCGUAUUCAAUGAUUCAAUUAUGUUAGGAACAAGAUUAUUAUUUAUUUUAUUGCCGUUAGUUGUCUUGGUCAACGGGCAAUCUGGCUCCGCCCGAGAUUGGAGGUUUAGAAGGCCCUCAAGAUUUCCUACUCAUGUAGUGCCAAGACCUAGUUACGUUUCAAGACCUACAACAUUUGCACCAAGACCUGAAAUAACAACUGAGGUGCGACCACAUGAAACCGUUUCUACGACGCAUUGGCCAUCAUCCACUUAUUCUCCACCUGUACGCCAUCCUUCAUUUAACAGGCGACCUAACAUUGUAUGGUCAAGACCGUUCAUAGCCAGCUCGCCAAAACCGAAACCAUCCGUCACCGUCGUAGUUCUUCCUGGUUCUCAUUCUCAUGUACUGCCCACAUCACCACGACCAUAUUAUGUAUACCCCGAAAAGCCGACAUCAAAACCCAUUGAUAUUCCACUUGCGCCCGAGUCGGACCUAUUAUAUUCUAAACCCGAAUCUCAACCUCUCAAUGAACCUGAUGUAUCAUCCAGUUCUAAACCGGUAACUGGUGUCUUUGAGCCAGAACUCAAACCUUCUCCAAAACCAGAAACAGAACAACCCUCUAUUAAUGUUGAACCUGUACCAGAACCUCCUAAGCCUGAAGUUGUGGUCUCGCGUGUACCUGAGCCACAACCUGAAGUCAAACCUGAAUCAGAACCCAUUCCUCAUGUUGAAAAUGAAACAUCUAGCCCUGAACCAAAGCCUCAACCAGAUGAGGAGCCGAGGCUUAAACCUCAAGUGGAACCUAGACCUGAAACAGAACAAGAAUUGAGCCCCGGUACACCUGAGCCGCAAGUGGAACCUAGGCCUGAACCACAAGUAGAACCUAAACCAGAACCACAAGUGGUACCUAUACCGGAACCACAAGUGGUACCUAUACCGGAACCACAAGUCGUACCUAUACCAGAACCAGAAUUGGAACCUAAACCUCAACCAGAAGAGGAACCUAAACCUGAACCACCAGUGGUAACUAAGCCGGAACCCGAAUAUUCACCGCAGCCCAUACCGGAAGUUACUUCUGAAGGAUUCGAUGAAGUUUCACCCGGACUUUCAUCAUUUUCAAAACCUGUUUUCGAAUCAGAAUCCUCAUCCAAACCUUCAGUUGAGCCAGUACAAGCAGAAAUGUCUUCUACACCUUAUGCUACAGUUCCACCCAACCCUUCUCGUGAAUCUUCAACACCAGGACCAUAUCCACCAACACCAGAAGCAUUAUCAGAGCCCGAGUUGUUAGAUCACUCAGAAGUUCCGUCUAACCCAAUACGACUUAGAUAUAUACCUGGGAUUGGUAAUUCACGUAACCCUAUUUCUGCCACCUGGUCAAAGCCUAGUUGGUUCCCUAAGCCUUCUAAGACACCUGAACAUCCAAAUCCCUGGAAACCAACCUCAAAGCCAAUAUUCCAUCUACCCUCGAGAACAAGUACCAUUCAGCCACAAACAAGAGCUACUUCACCAAAGCCAGUCAACGUCCCUGCUCGACCUGUUCCAACAGCAAGAACACCUAGCUAUGCUUUUGAUGCAAUGGCCUUGAUGGAUUAUCAAUGUCAUGAGCCUAACGGCUACUUUGCAGUACCGACAGAGUGCGACGCUUUCAUAGAAUGCAAAUCCAACAGAGCAAGACAAAUCAAUUGCCCGGAUGGACUUCAUUUUAAUCCUAAAGCUGUAUGGCCAGAAUACCCAUGCGCUUAUCCGUCAGAAGUUCAAUGUGCCGCCCAUUAUGCAAAACAAGCUCCAAGGCCCACAGCAGAGUGUCCGCGACAGUAUGGCUAUUUUGCUUCUCCUUCUGGUGAUUGCGGUCAAUAUAUCAUGUGUCUCGAAGGCAAAGCUACCAAAAUGACCUGCCCUCCAGGCCUUGCAUUCAAUUUAAAAACAACUGCUUGCGACUGGCCUGCAAAUGUUCCGUCAUGCAACCCUGUUGUUUUUAGAGGCUUUACGUGCCCCGUGACAGACAUUGGAGAAAAUGGAAAACCUUCCGAUCUGAUUUAUAAAUACAGAUAUGGAAAAAGUUGCAAAAAAUACAUAGCCUGUCAACGAGGAAGUCCGCGUCUUCUAAGCUGUGACGAGGGUCUUUCUUACGAUGAAGCAUCACAAAAUUGUAUAGAUGAUGAAUUUGUUAAAGAUUGCUCUUAAUUAAACGUUAUUUUAUAAACAAUGACGGAUAUUCAAGAAUAAACUGAAAAUAAAAUAUAUUUUUUUUUAUAAUA